Pelagomonas calceolata is the source of this 1714-nucleotide messenger RNA. NCBI's taxonomy places the organism in Eukaryota, Pelagophyceae, Pelagomonadales, Pelagomonadaceae. The record is from the annotation of a GenBank genome assembly.
GCCAGCGCAUCCAGGCGUAUUCCGCUUAUUUGCGACGCAAUAGUUGGCAAACUUGUUGUAUCUGUUGCUGCUGUCAUCGCUGUCGACGCGAAGAUGACUGCACGGGCCCUAGUACUACUCUUGGGCUGCCAGCUGAGCACCGCUCUGCUGGCACCAACCCGACGCGUGCGCACGCCAGCGGCGCUGCGAGCUGUCAGUGACGAUGCCACGGUGCUCUUCUUGCACGGCGACGGCGUUUCGAAGGUAUACGGCGCGUCGAGCCCGCGACCAAAUCCAGCUCACGCCACCGUAGCGUCUCAACUCGCGAGACGCGUGGGGCACUUCGACGCAAAGGUGAGCGGCACGACGGACGCGGCGGCCGGCGACGUCGUGAUUGGUCUGGGCGUGACGGACGUCUCAAAGACGAAGGCGACGCUGGCGCGGCUCCAGCCGUCGUGCUUCGUGGCGGACGACGAGUGCUCGUCGGACGUCAAAGCGCUCGCGUUCUGCGCGGGGUGGACACCGGGCGCCGCCAGCAUUUUAGAUAAACUGCAGAAGGCCCUCCCGUUCACGACGAAGGCGAGUCGCGCGCGACUGCUGGCGCAGAGCGAAUUGCUCCUGGCUCGCGGUUCCUCCGAGGACGCGCUCUUCGCCGCAUUGUUCCUUGUGCACGCACUGGUGCGGCCGUGCGCCGUGGUCGCGAGCGACAUCAAUCCUAGCUGGGAGAAAGGAGUCGUGAGGAACCUCCAGGAGUUCAAGACCAUGACCGACUGCUGCGGCCCGCAGAUCGCGGCGGCGCUGAGCGACCCGAAGACGAAGUCGGCCAUCGACGCGCUCAACGCCGUGGAUUUGAGGGAUCAGGUCGGGUCUUACCGAGUGAUCGUGUCCAACGAGACCCCACAACUGGAGGAGUUCUCGCUGUGCAUCCUGCAGCAGAACAAUUGUUUCCAAUCCGAUGCGCCGAUCCUGACUGAACCAAAAGUACCUGUCCUCUCUCAGUGGCGCGGCCGGCCCGUCGACCUCGAGGCGGCGCGGCAGAUCUUCAUCGGCCACCUCGAGGACCCCGCCUCGGCGUCUUCUAAACAGCCGUGGUCCUGGAAGAUUGUGGUGGGUGCGAACCCGGCCUACGACGCGUUUCCGAUGCAGCACCAGAUCUUCUACCCGACCAAGAGCGGCGAUGGGCUCUGGUAUGACCCUGUAUUCUGCGUCGAGACGCUGCAGGGCGAGCUGGUCUGGACCGGUGCGGAAAUCGCUCAACCCCACGCCAUCGCCGCGACGGGUUCCACACAGGUCUGGACGAAGCGCCACUACCGAUGCGUGCCCCGCGGCGGCGUGCCGGGAUUGUGGACCUUGACGACGCUCGACAAUGGCAUCGUCAGCGAAGAACAUUGGACGACGGUCGACGCGGCCGAUGAUCUCAGUUGGGCCGUCUUCCACUAUUCGGGUGCCGCGCGCAAGGCCGGCCAGUCGUAUCAGGGCGCGCUGCUCUGCUCCGAGGACGGGCUCUGGCCGGCCGGCGAUGCGGAGCGUAUCGAGGCGGCGCUAGCUGCCUGUGGCUUAGAACUCUGGGAAAUGUACGGCCACGGGCCCGACGCGACGCAGAUGUGGUCGGACAAGUACACGCGCUGGAAGGACAACCACCCGCCGCCGCUCGAGCGCAUCGGGGACAUGACGAUCACGGCGUGGCGCAAGCGUGAAAGGGAGGCGGCGGUGUCUCGGUAGGUGAGUAAUGUGG